GCCAGCGGACACUGUCUCUGUUUUCACUCCCUCAGAAGAACCCUAACAUUAGGGUUCUCGCGCUCUCUCUUCCUCUCUCAGCUAUUGAUGAUUGCAAGAUGGUAUUAUCCAAUAAGAAGCUAAAGCAGAAACUGAGAGCAGAAUUAGCACAAUCUUUGGCGACAUCGGUGAAAGGAAUUGACCCUAAUGCGAACGGAAACACGACUUUAGUUGCGAAUCAACAAAAUCAGUCUCUAAAAGAGCUUCUGGAUUCUGUUAUCCAUAAACCUAGAUUGUCAAAAAGAGAGAAAAGAAGAAACAACCUGUCAUUCGAGGGUUCAGAGAGCUCAGAUGCCGUAGAAAAGAGAAAGAGGAGGAAAGUUGAGGAAGAGAGCGAAGAGAAUAAGGAAGUUGUGAUUGUGAGUGUUGGCGAAAAUGGUGAGAACGGAGGCGAGGAAGAGGAAGGGGAGAAGAAGAAGAAGAGGCAGAAGAGAAAGAGAGGUAUCAUGGAGUGUGAAGAGUUGAGUGGAGAUGGAGGAGGAGAAGGUGGUGUGAAGGAAGCAAAGAAAUCAAACAAGAAGAAGAGAAAAAAGGAGAAAAAUAAGAAGAAGAAGAAGAAACAAGAAAAGAUUAAGGAAGAUAAGAUUGGAAGUGAAGAGCAGGGGAUUGCAGAGACCAAUGACGACAUGAAUAGUGAGACUGAUGGAGUAGUUCCUACAAAGGUUUAUGUUGGUGGCAUACCAUAUUACUAUAGCGAGGAUGAUAUUCGAAGUUACUUUAAAGGCUGUGGCACCGUAACUGAACUUGAAUGUAAGAUGCGGUCAGAAGAUGGCAGGUUCACAGGAAUUUCCUUUAUCACCUUUCAGACUGAAGAUGCUGCAAAACGAGCCUUGGCUCUUGAUAGAGCUGCGAUGGGUGAAAGGUUUCUGACAAUUCUACAAUACCGGAAACCUCAACUGAAAAAAUCAUCCGAUUUCGCCCCAGAAAUGGUGGACGGCUACAACAGGAUUUAUGUUGGAAAUUUAUCGUGGGACAUGACUGAGGAUGACCUAAGAAAAUUUUUCUCAGACUGCAGCAUAACAUCCAUACGCUUUGGUCUGGACAAGGAAACAGGGGCCUUUCGUGGUUAUGCACAUGUAGAUUUCAAGGACAGUUUCUCAAUGGUGAUGGCAUUGAAGUUGAACCAGGAGAUUUUAUGUGGUAGACCGGUCAAGAUAAGUUGUGCGGUUCCCCAGAAAGGUGCAAACACACAUUCAAGAUCUAUGCCAACAAAAAGUACAGCAAGUGCAAAAUCUGAGCCGGCAGAUGCUGUAGCAAGUUCGGAAGCUGACCCUCCAAGUAGCAGAACCGAGAAUGGUGGAGCUGAUAAUGGCAAUCCAACACCCACCGAUGGUGGAGCUGAUAAUGGCAAUCCAAUGCCCACCAGUGGUAAAAUCAGGAGAAGGACAUGCUACGAGUGUGGACAGAAAGGACAUCUUUCUUCAGCAUGCCCGAAUAAGCAAACUGCUGAUGCAACAAAUUCUGGUGAAACUUGAACGGGGAUGCAAGGUUCUACCAUGCAUUGAGCUUUCCAAAAUCAAUUUGAUGCUUCACAACUGUGUUUCUCAAAAGAUUUACGGUAAACAUGUUGGUUGUCUGCUUUCAGAGACAAUUAGAAGUGGUUUCCCUUCUGGAUCCAUCUUCAAAAAUUUUGUUCCUAAUCUAGUUGCUUCGGAUGCAACCUUGAGAAAGUUGAAAUUAUUAUUUUAUAGGGACUUCCCAUUUGUGUAAUCCAUUGAACCCUACUGGUUUUCUGUAAAAGAAAAAGAGAAUAAAUCUUUAUCAAUGAAUCUAAACAAGAACUGGUGCAAGCAAA
This is a messenger RNA of Carica papaya (papaya), 1834 nucleotides long. It is a transcript of the gene PHIP1, whose product is annotated as phragmoplastin interacting protein 1. Gene Ontology annotation, molecular function: zinc ion binding; RNA binding. Lineage: Eukaryota; Viridiplantae; Streptophyta; Magnoliopsida; Brassicales; Caricaceae. The record is from RefSeq and is a predicted model, not a curated record.